GUCACAGAUCCAGGGGAGGAGACGCCAAGGACCAAGAGACGAGGUUCCCUGCCCAAGGUGGCCCGCCACAUCUCUGGCCGGACGUGCACACUUCUGGUGGUCAUCUAGAGGCAGCGCUGGCCACACCUGGGUCCUCUUCCUUGGGUUGGAGGGGCAGGAAGCCGGUGGCGGGGAUCAGAGAUGGGCUGUGCCUGGAGGCUCUGACCCCUGCUCUCAGGGCCAACAGGAGCAUGGACAUAGGCAGGCAGUGUUCCCCGAAGGCUCUGCCCCUCGUGUCCCGGGCCUUAGGAGAAGCAGAUUCUCAAGCCGCCCCCAGAGAGUCAGGAAGGACCUGAACCCCACCUUCUAGCAGGAUCCCUGUCCUGGGUCCCCCGGACCUGUCCCCUCCCCUGGCACCCGCCCUGGCCCCUGCGCUCCGGGGCUGGGGCGCAUUCCCCUCCGGCAGGACCCUCCCCGCCGAGCCCGGGAACGAGCCCCUCCCCAGCCGGCCACUGCGCUCCCCGGCCCGCUCCAGGGCCAGCUCCAGGGCCAGCUCCCGGGCCAGCUCCCGGGCCAGCUCCCGGGCCUCCCAGCCCCUCCGCGUUCCCGAGGCUAAAGCCGGGGGCACCCGAGACCUUCGGUGGCAACGGGCGGACCUGGAUCCUGGGCUGUGGGCUCCCGGGAGGAUGAAGCAGGCCCUGGUAGAUGAUACCGAGGACGUGUCCCUGGACUUUGGCAAUGAAGAGGAGUUGGCCUUUAGGAAAGCCAAGAUCAGAGGAGACAGCUGUUCCGGUGGUCUUCAUGUCUCCCACAGGAUUCAACAUGACAAACGCACCUGCGGAGGCUCUGGGCCCCAUUUGUGACCUGCAAGACUCUGAAACCUGGUCCCCCCGGGAGCUUCCGGGCACUGGGAGAGGAACAGGCGUCCCCCGUGACGUGGGGCCUCCGCUGCGGGCCGCGUGUUCGCUGGGUUCCUGGUGGAAUGACCUGACCUUCGUCUUUAGGGGAACUGGCCCUGUGGCUGCGAGGCACCCCCUGGCCACCUUUUUCCACCUGUUUUUCCGAGUGAGUGCCAUCGUCACCUACGUGUGCUGUGACUGGUUCAGCAAGAGCUUUGUGGGCUGCUUCGUCACCGUGCUGCUCCUCCUGUCCUUCGACUUCUGGUCUGUGAAGAACGUGACGGGGAGGCUCAUGGUGGGCCUCCGGUGGUGGAACCAGAUCGACGAGGACGGGAGGAGCCACUGGAUCUUCGAGGCCAGAAAGGCCUCUCCGAGCAGCACGGCUGCCACGGAGGCCGAGGCGCGGAUCUUCUGGCUCGGCCUCAUCAUCUGCCCCGUGAUCUGGAUCCUGUUUUUCUUCAGCACCUUGUUCUCCCUGAAGCUCAAGUGGCUGGCCCUCGUCAUCGCCGGGAUCUCGCUCCAAGCCGCCAACCUCUACGGCUACAUCCUCUGCAAGAUGGGAGGCGAGAGUGACAUCAGCAGAGUCACGGCCAGUCUCCUGUCCCAGACCGUGUUCCAGACGGCGUACCUGUCACCAGAGGCAGAGAUGGCCUAGACGGGGUUCCGUGGUCAAGGGGGCUCCCCGAAGAGCACGUCCCGGCCCCCAGCCCUUGGUGUCCAGGAAGCAGGCCUCGUGGGACAGGUUCAAGGAGACACUUUUAUUUUAAAAUGGCACGUGUGUAAGGAAUGCCCUUUGCUGUGUUCUGAAGAAGGUGGCAGACAGGUGAUCAAAGUGUCUUCAGGACGUGACUUCGUGCGGCACCAGAGUCUGGUCCCUUUGCCUGCAACCCCACCUGACCCGAGUGCUGCCCGGAGGUUUUGCAGCUGGGGGCUGCCUGGUCCCCGGCUCUGUCCCCUGCUUCAGGAACUGCUGAGGCUCUCCUCUUUUGAUUGACGGGGACUACAGAACUCCUGGAUUUCUGGAAAACAGCGAAUGGGCAGAGCGCUAACCUGACCCGCCCUGCAGGGUGCUGCCACGCCACAGCAGAACCCCGGCGGCCGAGUCCCUGCGAAAGCCUGUCCCUAAGAUGCCCUGAAUCCUAGAAUGUGACCCCAAUGCCUCCCACUGCCCACUGCGGUUGUAACCAGGGGCUGGAGGCCUUAUGUGGGCCCAUUCCGCAGCUGGCCCCUGGGGACUGCAUGAGCGGACACCAUUUUAUUGGCAAGUAAGACCCGGUCUCAGCUGAGAGGUGGGAACUUCUGGGACUGCUACCUUAAACCCAAGGCCACCAAGACUGCCUGUAGGUGACAUCUGGCCUGACGGUGGCUUUGUUUUGCACCCCAAGGUUGGAGGUUUUUCUGGUACCGAGGACUGAACUCGGGCCUCGAUCACUGAGCCACACCCCAGCCCUAUUUUGUAUGUUAUUUAGGGAAGAGUCCCACUGAGUUGCUCAGCACCUCCCUUUGCUGAGGCUGGCCUUGAACCCGCGAUCCGCCUGCCUCAGCCGCCCGAGCUGCUGGGAUGACCGGCUGCGCCACGCGUCUGACUUUGGGUUUGUUUGAAGUCAGUUUCUUAUUGUCUUCCUGAAACGCACUUCCUCUGCCAUGGAUUUCACCUCCCUGUGUCUGUUAAGCUAUGAACUGGUUCUCCGCACGGACACCCGGGGAGCUUCCUCACGGCGUCUGGGGCCACUCUGUGGUCCCGCUCCCCACCACCCGUGCUGCAGGCGAGUACUCCGUCCUCCCGCCCAGCUCCCGGUCAGCAGGCGUCUGCGGUGACAGACACACACUUACUCUGAAUUAUGCUUCUGUAGGCUAAGGUGGCUGGUGAAUCUGGUGCUUCAAUAAAAAAGGACUGGCCUUUGUCA
Marmota monax (woodchuck) is the source of this 2785-nucleotide messenger RNA. It is a transcript of the gene Tvp23a, whose product is annotated as trans-golgi network vesicle protein 23 homolog A. The transcript is spliced from 10 exons. Bases 685 to 1533 code for a protein of 282 amino acids. Gene Ontology annotation, biological process: vesicle-mediated transport; protein secretion. NCBI's taxonomy places the organism in Eukaryota, Metazoa, Chordata, Mammalia, Rodentia, Sciuridae. The record is from RefSeq and is a predicted model, not a curated record. Gene Ontology annotation, cellular component: Golgi membrane.